Messenger RNA from Symbiodinium sp. CCMP2592, 4230 nucleotides. The record is from the annotation of a GenBank genome assembly. Lineage: Eukaryota; Dinophyceae; Suessiales; Symbiodiniaceae.
AUGUUCGAUUUCGACGUCCUCCUCUGUGUGCUGGAGGACAUCCACGCUUUAUCAUUCAGACCUGAUGAGUGGCAUCAACUGAAGCAGAACCUAGGUUCCAACGCCGGGGUUGCGAGUGCGAGUGAUUCUCGAGUGGACGGUCAGCCUCAUGAGUCUCAUGGGUGUGGGUCUGGGGGUGGUGUUGGCGCUGACCCUGAUGAUGACCUCCGUGACCUUCAUGAUGCUCGACCUCGUCAUAGACAAGUCCACAAUCACAAUGGUUCAGGUUCUGUCUCUCUGCAGUUGCUCAGAAGACUUCUUGCAACCAAAGAUGCCAAAAUCAACAGCCAAGCCAAGAUGCUGAAGUACUACCGACAGAGAUGCACACGUCUUCAGAAGCAAGUGAAUGAUCUCCGCUCAGAUAUUGUGAAUGACAUGGAACGGGAGUCCCGAGACACGCUGCACAUCACACGAGUGAAAUCUGACAGGGCCAAAAAGAAGGAGGUUCGUUGCCUCGAGUCAAACAAGAUUGAUGAAUAUUUCAGUAUCAAAAAAAGAACGUUGUCGCUAGCCAUCAGGCGCAACAUGUCCAACUGCAGUGCAGAGGACCUGGGAGCGGCCCUGAUGGCAUCCGCGCACCAGUUUUUCCAACAACGGGACUCAGAGCUGUCUGACCGUCACAAUGAAGACGAUCGUUGCUCCUUCCUGUGGCUGCAGUACAGGGAGGAUGCAACGAACUCAUCCAAACAUCGGUCGAAGAUGACAGCGCUGGAAUUGCAGGCAUCUUAUGUUGUAGCUGCCCGACAUGACCUGCCGCGAUUGAGUCCCAAGGAUCUAACCUGCAUCAGAAGGUUGGCAGAUGUACUCCCCGUUCACCGCGGCGAUGGUCCCGCAACUUUGGCCCUGUGCAAGAAGAUGCUUGAGAGUUUGGGCUGUCCGACCUGGGAUACAUUUGUGGAACAGCAUGAGGCUGGUGUCGUGACCCACAACAGCUUCGUUUGGAUCAUGUGCACCACAGACCGUGGUCCGAAUGAGAUUUGGACUAAGAAGGUUGUGCAGGCCAAGUUGAUGGAUGUUCCAUGGUGUUUCUUCCUUCCGGCCGACUGUUACGAACAUCAGGCACAUCUGGGUGUACUUGGCGGGUUGAAGCUGGUGGAUUCGUUGCUCGCUGGCAGACGCAAGUGGAAAUACUUCUCUAGUGUGGCUAUGCUUACCAACAUUCUCCGUGACAUCUCACAAGACCUGUACACUGCCUGGCGAACACUUCACGGGGAUGAAUCUGCUAACAAAUGUGUGAGGACUCUGUUUCCCAGGUGCAUUGCAGAGCGAUGGGGGUCGAUAGACCUGACGGAAACCCGCCUCUUGAAAGCUGGAGUGCCUGCGUUGCGAGCCACAAUGAUGCGAGUGUUCCAAUGCACGGAGUACAAUGAUCAAGACAAUGAUGGUGCGUACGAUGUCGACAUGCUGGCCGUUGAGGAGAAGAAGGAAUACCGGAAGCGCAUGGGCAGGUGGCGAACAAGUUCCAUGUCCACUGUGCGUGACCCCUUGUUCGAUGGCGUGGUGCAGGUGAUGAACCUGUGCCGCAAGCCUUUCAUCCACCUCAGCAACUACUUAAAGGCCAAGGUCUUGCCCACGGAAAAUGCUCCCAUGUUCCGGCUGGUGGUCGGGAAGGGGGCACAAAUCGGGCAAGAGUUUGACGACAUGCUCUGGGGCCACUGGCUGUGUUCAUCGUCACGAUGGAGGGCUAUUAUUUCUCGAACGGACUUGGACAGUGAUGACGAUGCUGUAUGGCUCAUGUAUUUGGCGUUUGUGCAGAUCCUUCACAACGCAUCAUGUUUCCAUCGUAGGGUGCUGGAUACUUUGGAGGCGUAUCCGCAGAGACUCAUGUUGCUGGUGAAAGCACAUGAUUCUGAUUGUUGUGAGGAGCGCAAACAGGUCGCACGCGAGCUGCUGUCGGCCAAGCCAGACCAGCUGGAGAUCAACGCACGCAAAGUGAAGACGCUGUUCAAUGCAGAGUUGACUGUGGCUUCUAUUCAGGGAGUGCUUGUUGGGCCACUACGGGUUUGUAUGCGUGGUGUGGCCAGGGUUUGGCAAGCCGACACGCGGGAAAACGAGCGGGUAAACAAACAGCUCAAGCUGACCGCAGAACGUUGCCCCAACGCCUCUGUCGAGCUGCAAUCCAGCCGUGCAUGCAUCAAACAUUUCCUUGGCGAAGCUGGUCACGCUGGGUCCGGAAGCCAACGUCGCAAGUGGUCGACGUACAAACCCACAGCCUUGUCCAUGUUGCGGUCUUGCCUCACGGCUUGGCAUGAUAGGUUGCAAAUCCAGGAAGACACCACACGCUGGCAAGCACCUGAAGAUCCAGAAUUGCUGCCUCAGACCAAACUUGCACAGAUUGUUCGCCGGUUGUAUCCCUGUAAAGUUCCAGUAUCACAGAAGAAUUGGGCCGCUUGCUACAACAUGUUGUUGAGCCGUGCAUUGCAUGAUCGAGAGAGUUCAUCGGAUCGACACCACCAGGUGCCUGUGAUUUGUUUUGCACACAGAGCAGCGGGUGCUCGCAAGAGCACAUUCUCCUACUAUGUGGCCUGCGAGAAAAUCCGGUCUUCACACCGUCUGGUCGAGUGCUCACUGUCAAACAAUGGUGGCGACGACAACAAGUGGGUGCACGUUCGCAAGCCCUUAACCUUUCACAACUCCAUCGAUGUGAUUGCUUCUCACUAUUGCAAUGUGGCCGGUGCAUCGGGCAUGGUACAAAUAUGCAUCGUCCCGGUUCACAGGUCCACUGCUUCAAUGUGUGACCUGAGUCUCGUCGGUGCUUACGGAACGCAAGCACCCGUCCCUGUGACUACGCUCAAACCACCUUCCAAGAAACUCCAGAAGAAACUGUGUUCCACAGAUCCGCAACACAAUGAUUCGGGAAAGGAUGCCGCUGAUGCCGCUGGUGUAGACAACGGGGACGAGUCCGGAGAUGAUGUAGCUCCUGAUGCGGAUGCGUGUGGGGAUUCGGAGAUCAUGGAGGGGAUGCACUUCCUGAUGGAGGAAGCUGAGGCGGAUGCUGAUGCUGAUGAUGACGACCACGGUGACCAAGAGAUUGCGGCUGCUUGCGCCGCACUCAACAAGGCCACCGAUGAGUCGUCCCGGGCCUUUUUCGUUUCAGACUCUAUCGAGCAAGAUGAAGAGAUCUUGCGCACAGACAUUCAGGAGGAGGUCAUGGAGGAAACCAUGCUAUUCGCGGACACCGAAAGGGCACACGAUGCCUUACGCACUGGUGUGUGCCCGAUGCUCCCUCCCCGUGUCAUUGCCUCCUUUGCUACGGCUGACAUGGACCUGGAUGGGCACGCACAGGCCGUCGAAGCAGUGCUGAACCAGGCCAGCGUCAUGGGCAACAGUGUGGACUACAUGUCUUCUGUCAACGAUGCUGAUGGUACAGGUCAAUCAGGCGGCACAAGUGGUGGAGUUUCCGAUAUAGCCUCUGCUUUGACUCAGUGGCUAUCAUGUGUCCAGAAAGGAGUCGAUUCACUGGACUAUUAUGCAUGGUCCCAGGGCAAGCGUCCCGGCCAAGAUCAGGAAUCAGGAGUCUCAUUGGUGUCUUUACCUGAAGUGUCAACGGAGUCCACGUCCACGAACACUCCGUCACAGUUCGUGUUUGUGCAGUGGACAGACCCUGGUAUCCGUGGGCGGAUUGCUGAUUUUGAUCCGAACACAAACCGCUUGAAGUGCAUCGUUCCAGUCGGAAACAAGCGGACACCCAUGAACUUCGUCGAGAAGGGUGCAUCGAUUCUGAUCCCUGCCACAGGUGUGCGUGUACUUCGUGAGCGAAGGACCCAAUCGACACUGCAUCAUUUUCAGGCCAAUCAAGUUCCAGCUGUGCUUCUCCGCAUGAUUGACAUGCUUCGUGCCGCACAGAGCAAACUGAUGGAUGAUAUCGAUCUCGUUAUGGAUGAUGCAGUGUGCUUCGUUUGUGGGCAAUGUGACUCCGUGUCGGAUGGUGUUGGGUCCGAUGUGAGGCUGGCAGAGACCGACCCACCACGGACUAGCCCAUCGGGCCCGUUGGCCCUCUGCCCUGUCUGUUUGCUGCACAGUCACCGCGGUUGUUGUGACAAGGUCUUGGCGGAGUGUCACUCGCGCGUCGAUCAGGGUUCGGCUAGCUGGCCAAGUCCGUCUUCGUCUGACCUUCCUCGAGCGCUUCGCGACACCGGUGUGCAGGGGGGCCUAGACUCUAGACUGCCUAAUGAACCUCUAGAGUGCUAG